This is a messenger RNA of Capsaspora owczarzaki ATCC 30864, 723 nucleotides long. Its product is annotated as GTPase. Gene Ontology annotation, biological process: endoplasmic reticulum to Golgi vesicle-mediated transport; intracellular protein transport; membrane organization. The record is from RefSeq and is a predicted model, not a curated record. NCBI's taxonomy places the organism in Eukaryota, Filasterea, Ministeriida, Capsasporidae. The coding region runs from base 45 to 620 and encodes 191 amino acids. Gene Ontology annotation, molecular function: GTP binding; GTPase activity. The transcript has 7 exons. Gene Ontology annotation, cellular component: endoplasmic reticulum exit site; COPII vesicle coat.
UUUUCUGAGUUCUCUUCAUUCUACUUUUUGGUUUUAGAAUUACCAUGUUUCUGAUCGAUUGGUUUUGGAAUCUGCUGAACGCACUCGGCCUGUCGAACAAGUCGGCCAAGAUUGUCUUCCUCGGUCUGGACAAUGCCGGCAAGACGACGCUGCUGCACAUGCUGAAGGACGACCGUCUCGCACAGGCCAACCCGACCUUGCAUCCCAACAUGGAAGAACUCGCUAUCGGCGGUAUCAAAUUCAAGACAUUCGAUCUCGGUGGUCACGCACAAGCCCGCCGCGUUUGGAGGGACUACUACCCGAACGUCGAUGCCAUCGUGUACUUGGUAGACUCUUGCGAUCGCGAGCGCUUCAUUGAAGCCAAGCGCGAGCUCGAUGCUCUUCUCAGCGCUGAGGACUUGGCAAGCGUUCCGUUCCUGAUUCUUGGCAACAAGAUUGAUAAGCAAGGCGCUGUCAGUGAAGAUGAGUUGCGCAGCCAUCUCGGUCUGCUCAACAUGACUACCGGCAAGGGCAAGAUCCCCGUCAAGGAAAUCCGCCCGAUUGAACUGUUCAUGUGCUCUGUUGUCAUGCGCCAGGGUUAUGUCGAAGGCUUCCGCUGGCUUUCUCAAUACAUCAACUAGAGCUUUUGUUUCAGCAUUUUUCUCACCCCGAUUAUUUUUCUUUUUGGUGGAGAUGGUCCAAUGUUGCACCUCUGACACUUGAAUACAUUUUGUAGCAUUUUGG